UAUAAUAUGGUGAUCAAACAAAUCUUAAUUAUAAUAAGACAAAUUUAACAAGAUUUGAGAUAGCAGGGUGCACUUGAUUAUUUACUAAAGCAAGAAGGAACAUUUAAUUAUAAAUUACAUAAAGGACAUUACAUAAAAGACAUUACACACUACACGAAACUACAAAGAGAACCCAUUCAGACAGCAUUACAAGGACAUUGUCAAGGACACCCUUUGGAUCUGAUGACAUUAUAUUGAGAAUACCCUCCUGUUGAGUGUCAAGGGUUUGGAAUGGAGUUCCUUUUGCCUUCUGGACUCUGGAGAGUCUAGAAUUCACUGGAUCCUAUUCCCUUCCUGGACUUAAGAGUGAACCUUCCUUUUUUCCAGACCUCUCCACAGAGGAGUCUGGGUGCAGCCAAAUCCACCCUCAGUCUCAAAUUUGCCCCAACCUUGAUCAGUGGGUUGCUUAGCUAGGUUAUCUCCACUAAAUGUGGGAAUGUGAUCAGGCUGAAUGUAAUCAGCUACCAGUUCCGACAAAGUUUUUUUUACUUUUAAAGGAAUGUUUCACAUUUGAGGUGUAAUUGGUUUGCAUCCUUUCACACUCACCAGAAAAUGUAGCCCUUGUAAGAAUGAGAUAUCCUGGCUCUUAUGAAUUAAAUUUUGCUUCCAUCUCAUUUUGCAAACCAUCUCGGUUACUCUUUACAUGAAGUAAACUUUACUUUGUAUAUAUACGGUCUCCACUUUUCUCACAUCAUCAGUUCUUUAGAAGGCUGAAAACGUGGGUUGUCUCCAUCAGCUUUGCAGUUACAGCUGCUCUUGCGAAUAGAUGGGAGAUUGCUGUCUUCAAGGGGAGUGGACAAAAGCAGUUUUUCUGAGUGUUUGUGAAGCUCUGUCAUGGCUCUGCUUCCAGUGAUGCUCCCCUGGAUGCUCCCUUAUCCAGGCUGUGCUGUGUAAGCAAGUGAGAGCACAGUGCUCAGUGCUGCAGGCCUACUAGAAACUUAUGUGCAUUUACUGGGUUAUUCAGUGCUUGCUAAUAUCAGAUGUGAUUCCAAGAGCUCAAUAACUGUUGAGAAAAAAAAAGAAAACCUCAGACUUUUUUCAAGAAAAUAAAAGCUUUUAACAGUAUUGCUAUGUAUUUUCAGUAUUCUUCCACAGGUGUCUUACAUUCCAGUAGCAUAAGAAACUGUUUUUAAGUAUUCACAGUGUCACUCUGAGGAAGCAUUCUAUUGCUAAUUCCCGGUCAGAUAACAGUUAUCUUCCCACUGAUGCAUGUCCCCCCAAAUAUAUUUGCUUUUUUCUUAUGCGAGAGCCACAGAUUUCCUGAGGAGUGGAAUUUGAUGCUCCUGGCGGGAAGCGAUGCUGUCCGUAUGGUUCCAGGAAGCAAUAAGCACCUACAUGAAAAUAACUCAAGUCCCCAUCCUUAAUCCCUGCCUAUCCUUUUUUAUCUGAUGGACUCAGCAAGGACUGGAAGAUCACAGCGCGGCUGAAAACGAAAGGGAGUUAACAAGAUGUGACCCGUCAAUGGCUAAAACAAUAGGCAAGACCCUGCAGAUUGCCUAGUGCCCAGGUGUCCUUCCCAUGCACAGGUAGCCAUGUGGAUCACCGUGAGUUUGCUCUGCUGCUUGGUGCUUGGGGAGCUGCCGUGGGCAGGCGCCUCGUGCCCAUCACAGUGCAGCUGUGCCUUCCACAGCCUCAACGAAGGGACGAAAGCCAGGUAUGCUGAUACUCUCUGGGGGUUGGGGGUAUUGUUUCUUCUCUCUGAGGAUGCUUGCAGAAGAAAAUAUUGUGUCCAGGCUUCAUGUCUGUUAUUUUUCCAGUCGCUUUGCACUCCAGCUUUAUUUGCAGAGGAUUAGCUUCUGAAAACACAGUAAGCUGAUUUCAGAGAAAGCGUUUGGGCAUCUCCUCUGUGAGAACAGAAGCAACAUAAUUACCGCUGGGGCAAUGGCAAAAAGGAAUACAAUUAAAACAACGUUUCCUUUUUUUUGCCUUCUUGCUGAAUAUACUGGUUUUAUUCUGUUCUGUUGGUCUGUUUCUAAAGUGUAAGCAGGUUUAUUUUGUGGUACCAAAGCCUUCAAUCCAUUCUCUUUUCUUAAAAAAUCCUUGGGUUGGAGAUUUCAGGUGAAGUAAUCAACUCUGGAUAACAAUGAACAAAAAAGUAGAUAAUAAAAAUAAAAUAAGACAAUUCUCAUACUGGAAACUUUCAGUUGAAAAGGAAGGUAAGGCCAGAAGGGUAUCUGUUGUGGGAAGCAGCACCGUUAUACAGAUUUCAUUGGAGGACUACAAUAAGAAAAGAAAUCUUUCUGAAGGGUAAUCAGAAAUUAAUGAUCUGACCUAAUGAAAUACAGGCUACAUUUUUAUCAGAUGUAGUUCCCAGUAGAGGAGGUUUGUGGCAGAGAGUAUUUGAUAACUCCUUUAGAAGAAAUGUUUUUUCUAGACAAGAUGACGGUACAGCAAUGGAAGCCUGUCCUCUAUAUUUGGAUCUCCAUCAAGUGCAUCUGUUUCAUCUCUUUUAUGGCGGCAUAGUUUUAAAACCAGAAGCUGUCCCAGUGAGGAGAGUGGCAGAGCCAUAGUUUAGAAUUUUUAAAAGGGAGUAUGAUAGCAGGAGAGCCUAUUAUUGCUCCAUAAGUGUCAUAGUUCCUGUAGAAUUUCCUUUCAGUGACUGGAAAAAGCCACAGUGUGUUUUGGUAAGGUGAGUAAUAAAGCAAAUGCUCAUUAGUCUCUUAAGGAGCAUGUCACAUUUUUCUGCACUAAGAUUUGUAUUUCUCACUAGUAGAAGAAGAUUAUCCUAUAGAUUAAUUGUCUAGUGCUUAGCAACAUAGUUUAGAGACGCUAUGAGAAGCAUCAGAGCACAGUUUUGCUGUGAUAAUAUCUCUGCUAUUGAAUGUUUUGUGUCAUUUUUACACAAAAACAAAUGUUAUAUUGAGAGAUGAUCUCAGAAUUUUUCUUAUUUGACAUUUUUCUUUUCCUCCGCAAAAUCUCAACCCUCAGUUGAGAGCGGGCAGGAUUUAAUGCCACGAUAGAAGUGCUGGAUGACAGAAAUACAUUGUUUUUUGGUUAUAAAUUAACUGGAGGCUCAAAUAGCAUUUAACUCCAGGAAAGCUACAUGAGCAGUUCAGCCAUGUUAUUUAUUGUUGCAGAUAGUAGAGGAAAAAUUGCUUUCAGCUAACGCCAAUCUGGUUUUGGCAGUUUUGUAAUAUUCUAUUUAUCAGUCAGGCAGUGUGAUAAGAAAAUGGUACUUGACUGAUCACAUUACACUUCUUGAGGUAUCUGGUUUUGUGUGUGGAGUAGGACAUGCCGAUCUAACCUGUUAUGUUUUGCGAGCUGGCUUUGCACUUCAUUAAGAACUUGCCUUUUUCUCUCAUCUUGGCAAAAACAGUUACAGUUUUUUAUGCAAAGACUGAAAAAUGCAACAUGGGGUUUUCAGGAUUUGGACUCCAGAAAUUAGAAAUAGAAAGGGAUGAUUAAGACAUGUGAAUCUGCCUUGCUUUUAGUAAAACAUUUUCCGAAGGGUUAGUUUUCUGCACUUUUGCUCUCAUAGACGGUAUACCUCUGUGGUGAAAUGACCAUUGCAUCCCUACAAACCUUCCAGUUUCACAGUGAAGCAGAGCUUGCUGUAGAGUAUUACCAGUGAGUUAUUUGUUGACUUUCUUCUCCCCGCCUCAUGAGCAGAGAUCCUGUGCUGUAUUUGGUCUGUAUUACUUUCUCACACUCCAAACUUCAUCAAACAGUUAAGUCUUCUUUUCAUACAUUCUUUAAUUUUUAGUUAACCGACCCUUUUAUUUUAACAUGCAUUAGCAUCUUCUGUAGUGUCUUGGCACUGCUGUCUGUCAUAAGGACCCUAAAAACCUGAAAGAGAAGAAGGCAGGAGCACAAUAGGGCGAGACUCAGAUUCACACCUCUUCAGGAGAGUGCAAUCUCUGCAGCAAAAAGUGUGUGUAAAUUACUGCAAGCUGAUGGUGACUUACAGUCUUACAACUGUAACUUACAACUACUUAACAGUGAUGGUGUAGGAAUCAGCAGCAAGUAAGAAAUGACAAGAAUAAAGCUUUUGAAAAAAGAAAGGCAGAUAAAAUAAUGUACUGAAAUUUUCAAAAUGUCUCAAAACAUAAGAAAGUUGCAUCUGUGUUUCUUUCCCACCAGGACAGUGCUGUGUAAUGACCCGGAGAUGACCCUCACCCCGGUGAACAUCCCUGUAGAUACGUUCAAGCUUCGAAUAGAAAAGACAGCCAUCCGCAGGGUGCCGGGAGAGGCUUUCCAUGCACUUCACAACCUGGAGUACCUCUGGAUGCCCUAUAACUCCCUGACCAGCCUCAGCGGGAUCACCUUCAAGGGCCUCCGUCGCUUGCUGGAGCUGAGGCUAGAUGGGAAUGACUUAAUAUCGUUUCCUUGGGAAACCUUGUCUGACAUGCCACAGCUAAGGCUUCUGAAUUUACACAACAACGAACUUACCUCAAUCCCCCCAGAUGCUGCUCGUUACAUCAAGAAUAUCACGUACCUGGACCUGUCUAGCAAUAAACUGAUGACUCUUCCUCAGGCUCUUAUUUCUACCUGGGCCAACCUGCAGGCAGUCCCUUACUUCCCCAAUGAUAACUCCAAGAUCAUCUUAGGUUUGCAAGACAAUCCUUGGGCGUGUGACUGCAGUCUGUAUGAAAUGGUUCAUUUCCUGAAUUUCCAGUCUCCCAACAUAGCGUUCAUCGAGCCCAGGCUGAAAUGCUUCACCCCUCGCAGCCUUGCAGGAGUCUUCUUCAGCCAAGUUGAGCUAAGGAAGUGUCAAAGCCCUGUUGUACAUACGUCUGUAGCCAAAGUAAAGACCAUCCUGGGCAGCACUGUGCUACUGCGAUGUGGGACAACAGGGGUGCCCAUUCCUGAGCUCAGCUGGAGAAGGGCUGACGGUGCUCCACUAAAUGGCACAGUGCACCAAGAGAUCUCCAGUGAUGGGAUGAGCUGGUCUAUCCUGGGCCUGCCUGUAGUCUCUUACCUUGACUCUGGAGAGUAUAUCUGUAAAGCAAAGAAUUUUCUGGGGGCAACAGAAGCAUUCAUAUCCCUUAUCAUCAUGGACUCGGAAAGCACGGAUGACCCCAACUCCAAUGCCAAAGGCACGUGGAGCGGGAAGGCGAGUGGGAUGGAGGCAGCUGCCUACAAUGACAAGCUAGUGGCAAGGUACGUCAUCACCACCUCCACCAUGCCUACCCUAGAGGCUGGAGCAGGCACUGGAGAGGACCUCCUCAUGCCAGCUGGUGCACAAGAUAGCAACCCCCAAAACCUACUGGUGAGCCCACCUACUGGUCAGCAGGAGCCGGAGCGAAUUGUGAGAUCUGUCAGGGUGAUAGGAGACACUGAUCAGAGUGUCACUCUGGCCUGGAAGGCGCCUCUGGCGAGGAACACAACAGUGUUCAGUGUCCUCUAUGCUGUCUUUGGAGAGAGAGACAUGCGUCGCAUCAAUGUGGAACCAGGGAAGACCAAAGUUAGCAUUUAUGGUCUGCUACCAAAGACCAAAUACAUAGUGUGCGUCUGUGUCAAAGGGCUGAUUCCCAGGAAGGAGCAGUGCAUCAUAUUUUCCACAGAUGAAGUUGCUAGUGCAGGAGGGACCCAGAAACUCAUCAACGUGGUUGUCAUCAGUGUGGCUUGUGUCAUUGCUGUUCCUCUGACACUGGUGGUCUGCUGUGGAGCACUGAAAAGACGCUGCAAGAAAUGCUUUGUGAGGAAACCCAAGGAAAUUCAGGAGUCCUAUGUCACCUUUGAAAGUCUUUCUCCUGGGGCCAAGGUGAAAGGAGUGGAAGGAGAAUACUUGACUAGACAUACCCCUGAUGAGUCUAACAGGCUCCUCUCUGCCCGAUCCAGUGUGGACUCAGAAGCAAUACCAAAGAUAGAGGGGCAACCUAAUGAAUACUUUUGCUGAUAGUUACUAGGCUGGUCAUUGGCUUGCUAGAUGGAAAGCAUGUGGCUAUAUACAUGACUGUGCUCCUACACUGCAUGCCAUUGUGUUAAUAUGUGUGUCUCAGACUUAUUGUGGAGGAGAAUGCAAGAAGGUAGAAGAUGCCCAGACUUUAUAGGGAUGUGUUGUUUGACCAGCUGGGGUUUGAUGUUUUGUACUCAAUCAAAAGCUUCUAUGCUAAUGGUCUCAUUCCCUUGGACCAUUCUUAUUUUCAUAAAAUGAUGCAUGCACACUGAGUGUGAGGACAUUAAGCAACACUUUUGAGCAUGCUCUGCUCAGUGCUGUUUAGUACCUGCUCUGCAAUAUGCUAAGUAUUUUAUUUUCAGCUCUUUUAUGGUUCUUUGGUUUACAAAUCGGGGAGUACUUGAUAAUUUUAAUACAAAUAUCUAUGAAUGAAGAUAGAGUCUUACCUUUUAUGCACUGUGUAUUUGCAUGAAAAAGGCAAAUUCACGCUUAAUAGAUAGCUAAAUACACAUGUACAGCAACUGUUUAUAGUACGUCUAAAAGCAGCUUUAUAUUCUCAGUUCAAAGAAAUGUGCAAAGAAAUAUGACUCCGGAGACAAAAAGCAGUCAACUCCUAAGAACAUAUAAGAGAGUAAGUUUGAGAAUGGCAUUUUGACCCUAACCACUGUUAUUCUUAUCACGCAAUUGAACAACAGUACCUCGCGGAUCUUUCAGUAUCAGACCUAGCUGUCAUUUUCUAGCAGUGUUGUAAUUAGUACCGUAUGCUUUAUAUCAGCUAUGCUACUUAAAAAUCAUACAAUAGCCUAUUCUGCAAAUAAUGUGUGGCAUUGUAAUGUUUUGUAGCCAUACUGCAAAACCUACAUUAGAUAGUUCUGCAAAAAUCUCCCAGAGCAGCCCUGUCAUUGCUGCUGGCUGUACUGGUAAAACUGGUAGUGAAGAUCAGAGGGCUUAUCCAGGCUCUUGUGGUUUGGCUGCAGAAAUCCCUUGCUCUGUACAGGGCAGAGGUGUGUGCUGCAAUGGUAGCACUGCUGACUGGGCACGCUUCGGCAGUACUUCUGCUGUGGCAGCAGUGGUGGCAAAGGCUCCAUGCUGAUAUUUGGGUUUGAAACAUUUUGCAGGUUUGAGAGCCCUAAUCAGUUAUUUGUUAUUUAAGUCCUGCAAUUCUGCAGGAAUUUGGAUCUGAGUACUUAUCACAAAGCACUUCCCAGCCACGUAAUUUUCCACUCUUGUCCCUUAGGUUGUGAUACUGUAUAUAAUGGCUUUCUGUAUGCAAUAAAUAUUCUUAAUGAAGAAAAUGCUACGUGAUCUGCCAAAUGUUGAAUGGGAGGGAUCCAACCAAGCUGAAAUGAUAAUUGAUUAAGUCUCAGUCUUUUGGAAUUGAUUUGAAAUGUAUGUAUGUUUGUAAAUGUCUUGGAAAGAUCUCCACUCACAUUCUGGAUGUGUUCGUACAAUGUGGAUUUACAAAAUUCAGUACUGGGAAUGACACUCUGUAUUUUGUAAUUCUUUCUUAUCCUGAAGGAUUUCUCUUAUGUCAGACUACUCGACCUGGUGGAAAAAAUCAAAUCAUUUGAUCUCAGCAUAAAUGCUACCAACAGAGAGUACACUACAAUGUUUUCUGAUAGGACUCCCUCUCCUCCUUACAUUCAUGAUAAGGGACUUCUCUUGUACUGGGCGAAUUUUUCAGUCCCUCUGUAUAGCAAUUCAUGCUACUACAUGGAUUUUUAGGUUUACAAAUAACAUUUUUCAAAAUGUAUUUUAAAACAAUAGAUUAAU
Numida meleagris (helmeted guineafowl) is the source of this 7651-nucleotide messenger RNA. It is a transcript of the gene LRIT1, whose product is annotated as leucine rich repeat, Ig-like and transmembrane domains 1. NCBI's taxonomy places the organism in Eukaryota, Metazoa, Chordata, Aves, Galliformes, Numididae. The transcript has 3 exons. Gene Ontology annotation, molecular function: protein binding. The record is from RefSeq and is a predicted model, not a curated record. Gene Ontology annotation, cellular component: endoplasmic reticulum membrane. Bases 4073 to 5878 code for a protein of 601 amino acids.